AGGGUUGCCAUCACAUGUUUGAAUAACGAACACUAAGAAAUGGAAAAGUUUAUAACAAUCACGAGGAAAAGAAAAGAAGAAACUUCUGCAAAUACCGAAGGAGGGAUUGAACGAGACGCUGCCGCUGAGGAAUACGUAGAGCGAUCUAAAACAAAGAGGAGAUCUUUUAACGCACAUUGGGGAGAUGAUGAAGAAUUUAAGAAGUGGUUAAUAACAGGAGCGCACGGCUUACCGCGUUGUAAAGUAUGUGGCGUCGAUCUUAAAGCAUCUGGAGGAAAAAAGGAUUUAACUGCGCAUGCAAAGACCACCAAACAUAUUGAAAAUUCAAAUGCAGUUAAUAUACACAAGGGAAGCAAAGAAAUUAUAGAAGGCAUUCCGCGAGCAACGUUUUUUGCUGAAAUAAAAGUUGCGGCUUUUUGUGCAGAGCAUAAUAUAGCCUUCACCAGCAUGGAUCAUCUUUCACCUCUUAUAAAUAACACAUUUUUAGAGUCGAAAGCGGCACAAAACUUCGCUUGUCGGCGUACAAAAACAACAGCUUUAAUAAAAAAUAUGAGUCUACGGACAUAUCGACCUCAAAAUUAUUGUGCUUAG
Molecule: messenger RNA, 591 nt
Organism: Rhagoletis pomonella (apple maggot)
Lineage: Eukaryota; Metazoa; Arthropoda; Insecta; Diptera; Tephritidae
Exons: 4
Coding region: 40-591 (183 amino acids)
Source: RefSeq, a predicted model, not a curated record